Molecule: messenger RNA, 1842 nt
Organism: Daldinia vernicosa
Lineage: Eukaryota; Fungi; Ascomycota; Sordariomycetes; Xylariales; Hypoxylaceae
Product: DUF914-domain-containing protein
Exons: 1
Coding region: 352-1680 (442 amino acids)
Biological process (GO): transmembrane transport
Cellular component (GO): membrane
Molecular function (GO): transmembrane transporter activity
Source: RefSeq, a predicted model, not a curated record
CUUAGACAAGACUGACCCGUCCCGAUAUAAUUUUUUUUUCUUCUUCUUCGCUUGGGUAACGACUUCGCCUCAAGCUAUCCACCCGUCGCGUCUUGCAAAUAGACAGGCUAUAAGUUAGACUUAUACGUCCUAUGAACUCGGUUCAUCUCAUGACGCUCUGUUUAUCUAUUAUCUUAAAUCCCACCCGCGCGCAUAGACUUAUGUGCUCUCUUCCACCGAGGUAACAUCAUUUGCAGGCGACUUGAAGUCUUUGCGCUUGCAGUAGGGGGACGACAGAAAGACUUAGACGAAUAUAAUUCAUUUGGCGCAUUUGCAUUUAAUCAAGAUACCCGUCUCGCUUGUUGAUUUUGUAUGAGAUUCUCAGAUAUCUCAUCUACUACCGUACAGAUAUUCCGAAACACCUUUAAACGAGGUCAUCAACACCAAGGAUAUAGCCGGAUUCAGCAAUUCGAAAUGGGCGAUUAUAAUAAAACAGGCCAAUUCCAGGCUCCUACCACUACCGUCGAAAUAACAGGCGGUAGCACUGCCAAUGAGAGCCGUUACGGUGCCACCGAUGUUGAUCGUGCUACAAAUGAAGCCGUCAGCCACGGGUUGCAGCAGAUCGAAGCUAGGAAGUUCCAUUGGUAUUCAUACUUUACCACUACCGACUUCUGGAUCGUCCUCUUGCUAGGCCAGACGCUCUCACUGUGCAUCACAGCUACCAACACCUUUUCGACCUUCCUAGCUAACGGCGGCGUUUCCAUUCCAGCUUUCCAAACCGUCUUCACCUACAUCCUGCUAUCGCUCAUCUAUCUAACAUAUACGCUCUAUACCUACGGCCCCAAGAAAUAUGGCAAGAUACUGCUGCGGGAUGGCUGGAAGUACUUCAUUCUUAGCUUUCUCGAUGUUCAGGGUAACUACUUCACCGUGCUGGCCUACCGCUAUACGAACAUCCUGUCCGCGCAGUUGAUCAACUUUUGGGCCAUCGUGUGUGUUGUCAUCAUCUCAUUCAUCCUAUUGCGCGUGCGGUACAAGAUCUUCCAGAUCCUCGGCAUACUGAUCUGCUGCGGUGGUAUGGGAAUCCUACUCGCUAGCGACCACAUCCAGGGCACUAAUGGGGGUGAUGGAGAAAAUAUGCUGAAGGGUGAUUUGUUUGCUCUGGUUGGCGCUACAUGCUACGGUCUUACCAACGUUUUUGAGGAGUGGUAUGUCAGUAAGCGACCCAUGUACGAGGUGCUGUCUUUCAUGGGUCUCUUCGGCAUGCUUAUCAACGGCGUGCAAGCGGCUAUUUUCGACCGCGAGAGUUUCCAGCAGGCGACGUGGAGCAACUCCGCGGCUGGGUACCUGGUGGGCUACACGCUGGUACUCGCAUUCUUCUACUCGGUGGUGCCGUUCCUUCUGCGUAUCGCGUCAGCGGCUUUCUAUAACAUCUCGUUGCUAACAGCCAACUUCUGGGGCACUAUCAUCGGCAUUCACGUCUUCGGUUACGCGAUCCACUUCAUGUACCCGAUCGCCUUCGUCUGCAUCAUUGUCGGCCUCAUCGUGUACUUCCUCGCGGGAAGCAUUCUCGGCGAGUCCAAGAAGCCUUGGCUCGGUGACAACCAGGAGGACGGUGUGGCAGGCUUUGGAACCGCGAAGCUCAAGGCACUGAAUGAGGCGAGGAAACAGGGUAUGGCCCCGGCGACUAAUGAUACGGUUUAGAGUUGUAUAUGUAUCUAUGUAUCUUGGGUCUUGGAUAAUGUUCAUAAGGGGGGGAGUUAGGAAUUGAAGGCUAUAAGAUACCAAUGCCUUUAGCUAACCUAUUCCCUCGUAUUUUUUCUGUGUUUGAGAUCGAUAGUAUGUAAUGAAAAUAUUGAUCUAUAA